Xylaria bambusicola is the source of this 1459-nucleotide messenger RNA. RefSeq lists its product as uncharacterized. Lineage: Eukaryota; Fungi; Ascomycota; Sordariomycetes; Xylariales; Xylariaceae. The transcript has a single exon. The record is from RefSeq and is a predicted model, not a curated record. The coding region runs from base 322 to 999 and encodes 225 amino acids.
AUAUCCCGGCUACCACUUUAUGCCUAGCCUGAUGGAGCGAGUCAAGUUGGCUUUAACGUCCUAAUAAGGGAUGCCCUCUAUAAGCGCGUUCCUAAUGUGACGAACAAUGAUUGCAACCCUAUGGUCCAAGGGAAGCUAGACGAUCUGUCAAGGCUUUUCUUCUGGAAGGCAGAUUUACAGUAGCUGCCCAACUGUGCCCUACAGCCUUUUGUUGCCUCCUAUCAUACAUAUCUGUGUCUUACCAUCUCGGUAUGGUGAAGUCGCUUUCCGAGCAAUCCCAACCAUUACUCUUUCAUCAUCACCAAGUCUCCGCUCUCUACCAUGGCCUCUCCUACUUCUUUUACAUUAUUUUAUCUACUACCUACCGAGCUGAGACUUCAGAUCUGGAGGUCGUCAUGUCACCGACGAGUUGUCGAAGUAUUUUACGACUCUGAAAAAGGCUGUUGCACUUCAACAGCACCAGUUCCCGCAGUACUUCACGCCUGUCACGAGUCUCGUUGCGAGGCCAUGCGAGUGUACAAGAAAUCUUUCGGCACAGCAUCUCAUGAACCAAGAAUAUAUUUCAGCCGUGAGAUCGACACAUUAUACAUACCACGGCCGCCGUUCAUGGGCUAUGACGAUUCAUCGAGGUCCUUCGUCAACCUAAUUCGAGAUACCGAUUGCAUCGUCAAUCUCGCUGUUGAUUACGUCCCCCCUUCUAUCAAGCGACCUUGGGAGACAUACAACAAGUAUAUCCUCAUUCAAAGCUUUCCCUUCGUAAAGGAAGUAUUCUUGGUAACUGGGAUCCUUGCUCCAUCCGACGACCGUCAUGUGGGCGAAUUGGGCUUGGCAGAUCCUACUCGCGACGCGUCCAGCUUGCACCGACUACUGGAAGAUGUGAAAACAUCAUUCUAUUACGAAACUCGUGAUCAAUUCGGAAUGUUAGACAGGGAUGCGAGCAUGGAGCCGCUUCACUUACCUCCCUUGGUAUUGAAAUCCAAGAUAUGGACGCAGCCAUAGGCACCAGUCCUCGAAGACGAGCCCCACUGCAUUGCUCACGCCGAGUCUCUAAGUUCAUGCGAGAGGCACCUUCAUGCCUGCGAGCGGCUUCGCGCCGAAAUUCCCACUUUUUCCUUAGAAGCAUACUACGAAUUGCUGAUAGCGACAUUAUUACUAUGAGUAAUCUAUAGACUGCAUCGACUUUUCUGACUAUUAAAUCGACAGCUAUCAACUCUCGGCCCACGAGGGCCAAUCUAUAUAACAUACUGGUCACCGGACUUAAACUGAUGUAUUAUUUUGCCUAAGAAAUCUAUACAGCAUCCUUGACGGCGCCAACAACGCAGCCUAACAUCUUCAAUUUCAACUUAGGUUGGGAGAGCACCAUACUUUGACCACGAUUAAAUGUGAAAAGGCUUACAUAUAUACUCUGUACAAUUGUAUAAUAUAAUAAUAAAUGAGAGCAUCAACUUCAGGCCGUGCU